AUAAAAAAACGGAGACUUCUCUCUAAAUACAUAAUUUAUUUAGGUUAUGUGCCGUAUUUACUUGGUCCGUACACAAACCACGUGCUUAUAUUUAUAAAUAAUAUUUUGAUUAUUUAUUAAAAAUAAUAAUUGAGAGCAAUUUAAACGAUGGCUCGAAUUGGAAAUGUGUCGGCAGAUCAAUUGAUGGCGGGAUCAAGCGUUUUGUCAAGACCAGCUGAAGAAUUUGAAAACGAUGCCACCGUUGAGGCAAUGUGGGCAAUGAAAGCAUUCGAACAUGCUGAAAUUUAUUUCAAUAUCCUGUGCUCCGUGGACCCAAAGCUCCUGAAGUUGACGCCGCACGACGACCUGAUCUAUAAGUCCUUCCGCGAAGUUUUCCCCAACCUGUCGAUCGCAAAACUAAGCGAGGAUGAAAUGAAGUCGCCUGAAGGAAAAAACAAAUGGCGACCGUUCUGCGAGCAGUUCAAAGACAUAAUCGAGGACUACAGCAUGGGGACCCUCCUCCGAGCUGACUGCACCGACGAGUACAGAGAACAAAACAGUAUCCUUGUAACGCGGAUCCAGUUCUACGCCAUCGAGCUCGCGCGCAACCGCGAGGGCCUUAACGACUUGAUCCGCCAAAAGUUCAAGCCUAAAAAGCUCACCAAGAACUCAUAACAAAUCGAAUAAUUAACUCUUCAUCAAGAUUUAUUUUUACAAUACCAUAAAAAAUAAUUGACUUUUACAAAUUAAAA
Cotesia glomerata is the source of this 731-nucleotide messenger RNA. RefSeq names its product protein PBDC1. The transcript has 4 exons. The record is from RefSeq and is a predicted model, not a curated record. Gene Ontology annotation, cellular component: cytoplasm. NCBI's taxonomy places the organism in Eukaryota, Metazoa, Arthropoda, Insecta, Hymenoptera, Braconidae. The coding region runs from base 148 to 654 and encodes 168 amino acids.